CGUCGGGGGGUGGUUCGCGCGUCUCGCCGGAAGCGCGUCAUUUCGUCGGCGGGCAGCGGAGGAGGAGGAUGAGCAAGGGGCGGGAGGGUCCCGCGGCGGGCGGAGCCGCCGCCGUCCUGCUUCGGUACCUGCGGGAGCAGAACCGGCCUUACAGCGCCCAGGACGCUUUCGGGAACCUGCAGCGGGAGCACGGGCUGGGCAAGGCGGCCGUGGUGAAGGCGCUGGAGCAGCUGGCACAGCAGGGCCGCAUCCGCGAGAAGGCGUACGGCAAGCAGAAGGUUUACUUCGCCGACCAGGAGCAGCUCCCGGCCGCCAGCGAUGCGGAGCUGCGAGGGCUGGACGGGGAGAUCGCGGCUCUGUCGGCCCAGGUGCAGGCGCUGCAGCAGGGCUGCCGGCAGCUGGAAGCGGAGCUGAGGGAGCUGAGCGGCUCCAUGACGACCCCCGAGAUGGCCCGGGAGGUCGAGGAGCUGAGGAAGGACUGCGCCGGUUACGCGGACAAGCUGGAGAGGAUCAAGUCUGCCACCAACCACGUCACGCCGGAGGAAAAAGAGAAGGUGUGCAGCGAGCAGAGGCUGUACUGUAAGGAGUGGCGGAAGAGGAAGCGGAUGGCGACCGAGCUGCUCGACGCCAUCCUGGAGGGGUACCCCAAAAGCAAGAAGCAGUUCUUCGAGGAAGUUGGCAUAGAAACGGAUGAGGACCACAAUGUCACCCUGCCAGCAGCUGUGUGAGCCCCGUGUCCUGUUGAGGUCAGGUGUCUUCACGGCGCUGUGGCCAGGAAGGUGUAACUGCACUGUUCUGGAGGCUCUGGUGUUGUAGCAAGAAGAGGAAGCCUGGUACAGGUGACUGAACUGGUUUUGGUUUUGGCUGCAGAGCCCUAGCACAAGUUCAGCAAACUGAACUGCAGGGGGCGGCUUCCCGGGGUGCGUACGGAGUUGUCCACGAGACUAGGCUUCAUUAAACACCAGCCUGUUGUUUCAGA
Cygnus atratus (black swan) is the source of this 979-nucleotide messenger RNA. RefSeq names its product PSMC3 interacting protein (gene PSMC3IP). NCBI's taxonomy places the organism in Eukaryota, Metazoa, Chordata, Aves, Anseriformes, Anatidae. The record is from RefSeq and is a predicted model, not a curated record. Gene Ontology annotation, biological process: meiotic strand invasion involved in reciprocal meiotic recombination; meiotic joint molecule formation; homologous chromosome pairing at meiosis. The coding region runs from base 69 to 728 and encodes 219 amino acids. The transcript has 9 exons. Gene Ontology annotation, cellular component: condensed nuclear chromosome; DNA recombinase auxiliary factor complex. Gene Ontology annotation, molecular function: recombinase activator activity; double-stranded DNA binding.